CACAGAAAGUACAUCAUACAGUGCAUACAUACGAUGUAUCUCUACAGUAUGUAAUGUACAUCUACGUAUUGUAUUCUGUAUUGUACAUACUGUAGAAAGCCUCUCUGUCUCUCUCUCGCUCAUUGGUUCUUUCUCCGUCUACUCUACAGGAGGGUAAAAGAGGAGGAGGUAAGGUGCAGUACUCGUGUGGAGCCCGAGACCGAGCAGAGAAUGAUUCGUUGUCGUGAAAACGCGUGUACUGUUACGGAUUACCUCGGUACAUGUCGAGUUCCGCCCGCUUACCCGCUAUCUCAGUCGUCGUCGUCGUGCCCGUAACGCAUUGUCCCCUGUCCCGCUCGUUUACCCGUCUCGUCUGCGACGUUUUAAGAACCGAACACCGAACCGAACGCGCUACCUGAAAUUACACUUUACCUUUGUAAGAUUCGUAAACGUUUCUGUGAUACGCUAAGAUUAAGUUCAUUUUAUAGCGGUGACUUAUUGGUUCGCAACGUGAAAUAUUUCGUCGGCGUUCUCGUCCUCAUCCUGCUCCUGCGUCGUGUUUCCAAGUUUUUUUUUCCUUUUUUGGCUACCUUCGUGUAGUAUUUUGUUCAGUUUUAUGUAAUACUUUACUUUGUAUUCGUCGUCGAGUAUUUCGAAUUCGCUAUUGUUUUUUUGGUUUAGUUUUGAUUUCUGUUUUGUUCGGUUUUUUUUUGGUGAUUGAUUUCGCCAGUUGUAAUAAUUUCGGAAUUUUUAUCGUCUCGGCGGUUUUUUUUUUGCUUGUUUGUUUAUACUUUGGUAAAGUUUGAUCGUUCGUUGUUUGUCACCGGUUUCUACCUCUGUAAAAUAACGUAGAUAUUUUUUCAAUUCGAUUUCAGUUCACGAUAAUAAUCGUAUAGCUAAUAUUGUAAAGUUUCAUUGUGAUUUUCAUACUCUUUCGAAGACAUGUUUUUGGUGCGAAGUUUUUUAACGUAUAAUGUGCGGUUAUAAAAGUGACGAAAGUAUGUUUCGCAGAGAACCUGCUAGUUUUCCACCAGGUUUCGGGGUGGUUUCAAGCAGCACAAUUUCGUCAGCGUGGAAUACGAACGCCGUGAACUCGGCGGGCCCCGGUCCUCCAGGAAACGGCGGCAGCGCCACUCCAGAUUCCGGUUCAGUUGAUUCGAAAAAUAAUUUAGACGUUGGCGAUUGCGACGAUGACAAAGAUUUGGCAGCAGCCGAUGCCGAAGGAGUUUGGAGUCCGGAUAUCGAACAAAGUUUUCAAGAAGCACUAGCCAUAUAUCCACCAUGCGGAAGAAGAAAGAUUAUUUUAUCAGACGAAGGCAAAAUGUAUGGACGAAACGAACUAAUAGCGAGAUAUAUAAAAUUAAGAACGGGCAAAACGAGAACUCGCAAACAAGUCAGCUCACAUAUACAAGUUCUAGCCAGAAGAAAAAUGAGAGAAUUUCAGGCGAAAUUAAAAGUGGUAGCACCUACGGAUGCCGCAGUCAAAGAAAAAACCUUACAAUCGAUGUCGACGCUGUCUAGUGCUCAAAUUGUAUCGGCGACCGCGAUACAUAACAAAGCAACGGCGGCCAGUCUCGCUUCUCUUGGUCUCGCUACCUCCGCGGUUUCUUAUCCUGCCUCACCGUUUUGGCAACCUGGUCUCCAGCCUGGAACGUCGCAGGACGUGAAACCAUUCGCGCAAUCGGGCUAUAUCGCUGGCGCAACCGUUAAACCGGCGACAACCGUUAGUGCAAAUUUACAACCACCGCCUACGUUACCUCCUUGGGAAGGUAGAGCAAUAGCAACUCAUAAAUUAAGACUGGUUGAAUUUUCAGCAUUUAUGGAACAUCAUACGGAGCCAGAUACUCUACAGUACCAGAAGCAUUUGUUUGUACAUAUAGGAGGAACAGUCACUUAUUCGGAUCCUGAGCUAGAGGCGGUCGAUGCGCGCCAAAUUUACGAUAAAUUUCCCGAAAAGAAAGGCGGCCUUAAAGAACUAUUCGAUAAAGGUCCUCAAAAUGCGUUCUUCCUCGUCAAGUUCUGGGCUGAUCUCAACACCAAUAUCCAGGACGAGACGGGCGCGUUUUACGGCGUUACCAGCUUAUACGAAAGUAAUGAGAAUAUGACUAUAACGUGUUCGACGAAAGUGUGUUCAUUUGGAAAGCAAGUCGUAGAAAAAGUGGAAACAGAGUAUGCACGAUUUGAAAAUGGAAGAUUUGUUUACCGCAUCCAUCGGUCACCAAUGUGCGAAUAUAUGAUCAACUUUAUCCAUAAGCUAAAACAUCUACCAGAGAAGUACAUGAUGAAUUCCGUCCUCGAAAAUUUUACUAUUUUGCAAGUUGUAACUAAUCGUGAAACUCAAGAAACAUUAUUAUGUACGGCGUAUGUGUUUGAAGUAUCAACUUCGGAGCACGGAGCCCAACAUCAUAUUUAUAGAUUAAUUACAGAGUAAGAAAAUCUCUUUUUUUUUAUUUUUCUAUUGUAUUUAUUUAUUUUCAUUUGUGUUCUAACUCUACAUAUUAUGGCAUUUGAAUCAUGAAUCAUGUCCAAUACGGUAUUUUUUUUUCGUUUCAUUUUUUUACCGCUCCUUUUUCGAGUAACAAUUUUGUGCAAUAUGUGUUUCUUAUUUUCUUUGUAAAAAAAAAAAAAAGGUUACUUUUGAAGUAAUUAUUUAAUUAUUUAUUUCGUUGCUCGAAAAAAAGUAUACGAACCAGGCCUAAAAACCAAAUCGAACAUUAUCACUGUUUUUAUUAUCGCGUUGACGCGUGUGUUUUACUUACUAUACUUACAUAUACGAUUGUUUCUGUUUUGUUUGUUUAUUUUUUUUUAAAUUCCAGUGUGUUUUUUUAAAAAAAUGGAAAAGAUUACAUAAGUUUUAAUAAUUUUGAAUUUUGUACAUAUAUAUUUAGAGUUAGAAAUUUGUAAAAUGUAUCUAAAAAAAAAAAAACUAUCACACGUUUGUGGUUGAUUUAUAUUUUUCGCAGUGCCUGUCUUUUUUAUUAUCAUUAUUAUUAUUACGUUUUACUUACUUUUUUUUUCUCUCGAUAACACAACACAUUCAUGUUAUAUUUAUUUUUAUAAUUUUUCGCCGUUACGAAAAUUUUUCCCAUUAAAAAUUGCGAAGAAAUUGUUGCAUUUUUCAGGCUUAAAAUAAUGUAAUAUUGAUUUUUUCAAACUAGUCGUGAUGUUUUUUCAUAAAUUGAGAAAUGUUGUUGUUCUUAUAUAUUUUUUUUUCUAAGGUAAGUUAGUUUGUAAACAUGUAAACGGAUGAAUUUAUUUCGGUAAAUUUUUUUUUUACGAAUAUAAUGCCACCUGUGAGAUUUUGUUUGUGUUGUGUUUGAUUAUUGUAUAGUAUACAGAUUCGUGUAUUAAGUGUGUAAACGUAAAUAUAUUUUCUUAGAAUUUUUUUCUGAAUAACAUGAUCUCUUGUUGAAAUACGAGUAAAUUCGUUUUUAUGUAUGA
Molecule: messenger RNA, 3420 nt
Organism: Planococcus citri (citrus mealybug)
Lineage: Eukaryota; Metazoa; Arthropoda; Insecta; Hemiptera; Pseudococcidae
Gene: scalloped
Product: TEA domain transcription factor 1 homolog scalloped
Exons: 10
Coding region: 953-2410 (485 amino acids)
Biological process (GO): regulation of transcription by RNA polymerase II; embryonic organ development; hippo signaling
Cellular component (GO): transcription regulator complex
Molecular function (GO): RNA polymerase II cis-regulatory region sequence-specific DNA binding; DNA-binding transcription factor activity, RNA polymerase II-specific
Source: RefSeq, a predicted model, not a curated record